AUGAAUGCCCUCUUCCAUGAGAUGAUUCACGAGAUAAAGGCUGCUCAUGUGUUGUUAGGUAGAUCGUGGCAAUUUGAUAGAAAAAUCAAUUUUGAUGGAAUGAAGAACACUUAUGUGUUUCACAUGGAUGGAGUUAGAUAUGUCUUGUCUCCUUUGGCUCCUAAACAGGUGGAAGAAAUACUAUUGAAAUCUAGGAAGGCAUCAAAAGAGGCGAAAUCAGUGACAUCUUCCCCCUAUCCAAAAUCAAAGCCUCCACCUCCUCCAAUAUCCCUUUCCACGCCAUUUUCAUCUCAAAACACAGCAAAGGAAUCACCACAUCAGCCCUCUCUUCUUGCAACAAAAAAUGACAUAAAGAAGGCAAUAAGAAAGGGAAACACGUUUCUGUUACUUUUCAUUCAUAAGCUUACCUCUGAUCUUGAUUCUUCUCUUGUGUUACACUCUGAAUCUUGUUUUCGUAAUGCCUCUAUUGAUGAAUUGCUUGCUGAUUUUUCAGAUUUAUUCCCUAAAGAUAUGCCAAAAGGAUUGCCACCACAUAGAGGGAUUGACCAUCAAAUCGACUUUGUCAUUGGAUCUACCUUGCCAAACCGACCAGCCUACAAAACCAAUCCCAUGGAAGCAAAGGAAAUCCAGAAAUAG
Molecule: messenger RNA, 636 nt
Organism: Ipomoea nil (Japanese morning glory)
Lineage: Eukaryota; Viridiplantae; Streptophyta; Magnoliopsida; Solanales; Convolvulaceae
Exons: 2
Coding region: 1-636 (211 amino acids)
Source: RefSeq, a predicted model, not a curated record